UCAAAUUGAUCAGUCUCUAGAUUAUUUUAUAUUAAGACUUUAAAAUAAUUUAUUAGAAUAAUUUAUUGAGAAUGUGGAAUAAUACUUCCACUAGUUUUAAUGAAGAAAGUUCUUCAGCAAUAUUAGAUAGUGAAAAUGAUAUAACAUCUACAAGUGUAAGACAAGCUAUUGUAAUUGAUAGUAGUGACGAAGAAGAAUCUACUUCGAUACAAAGGAAAUCAUUGGACUUACAUUCUUCACCAAUAAAUGUUAACAGAAAAAAGAACAAUUUAAAGAAACAUUUAAUAAUUUAUUCAGAUGAAGAAAAUAUUAGUGAUGUUAAUGAUGACAAAUUAUCUAAUUCGAAAUCAGAAUCAGAAUCUGAAUCUGAAUCUAAAUCAGAAGCCGAAUCUGAAUCAGAAGCAGAAUCUGAAUCAGAAGCAGAAUCUAAAUCAGAAGCAGAAUCUGAAUCAGAAGCAGAAGUCUAUAUUUCAGAUGAAUCUGAUAAUUUGAUUUAA
Polistes dominula (European paper wasp) is the source of this 497-nucleotide messenger RNA. RefSeq names its product transcription termination factor lodestar. The record is from RefSeq and is a predicted model, not a curated record. Gene Ontology annotation, cellular component: nucleus. Gene Ontology annotation, biological process: DNA repair. Lineage: Eukaryota; Metazoa; Arthropoda; Insecta; Hymenoptera; Vespidae. Gene Ontology annotation, molecular function: ATP binding; ATP-dependent activity, acting on DNA.